AUGCGACUCAAAUUGAAAUUUUUCGUACCAUUUUGGAUUCUUGUUUUUCUUUUUGUAUUGGAAACUUUCGCGAUUUGCUUUACUCAUUCACUUACGGCUCGACUUGCAUUAUGUGACACUGUUCUAUUGGUUAUUAUCUUAUCGUGCCAAGGAUUUGAAUGUGGAGAAAGAUUGCCCGUUGUACUACGAAUGUCAGGUUUAAUUGCUUUCGAAGGACUUAUUUUUGUGAAUUUAACACAUGCGGUGCAAAUGAUUAUCGAAAGGCAUGACGAAGGAGUUCACCUGAAAAUUUUUCGAUCGUUGCCCUUUCUAUUUGGAGACAUACCGAAAGACUUCAAAAUCGAUGACUUCAAAAGAGAAAUCACUGAAAAGUUUACGACAACUACAUGCGAUCACAUGCAUGUUUAUCGUCGGUGGCCUGGCAAUGCAUUUGAUGUAUUUUUAACGAUAACAUAUCGAUGUGAUAUGAAAAAAGAAGGAUGGAUUGAGACGGCGCAAUGUAAUAUUGUGCAAAUACAAAAAGAGGUUGGUUUACAGUGCUUUAUUUACUUUUCUCAGUUAUGA
Dracunculus medinensis (Guinea worm) is the source of this 564-nucleotide messenger RNA. The record is from the annotation of a GenBank genome assembly. NCBI's taxonomy places the organism in Eukaryota, Metazoa, Nematoda, Chromadorea, Rhabditida, Dracunculidae.